AUGUCGUCCUCACGCUCUAGGGAGAAACAGGAUGUUCCAGAAUGGGCCUACAGACUCUAUUCAGAAGAGGAACCCGAGUUCUGGAUCUACGACAACUACCGCAAGAAUCUAGAGGGGAACCAAGAGUUCACCAUCACCGUGAAGCGUCGCAGCGAGCAUUUCGGCGAGGCGGACUACGUGAAGCUCGUUCUUCUCGAACCGGACGAGUCGAAUUGGCCGGGGGAGUUUUUUCCUGCUGAUAGGCAAACUCAGUUCGCCGGAACCAAGAGGAAGCGCUGGAACGGUUGCAUUUCUAUCACAUUCGACGACCUGGUGAUGAUCACCCCUGGCGUCUUCCGCAUUCAAGUCGAAAUCAUGCAGUAUCGUGGAGGUAGCCGACGCGACAUCCUUCUCGAUGUAUUGACUAGUAAAGAUAUCGAGUUUCCCGAGAUUGCAGUUUGA
Molecule: messenger RNA, 441 nt
Organism: Annulohypoxylon truncatum
Lineage: Eukaryota; Fungi; Ascomycota; Sordariomycetes; Xylariales; Hypoxylaceae
Exons: 1
Coding region: 1-441 (146 amino acids)
Source: RefSeq, a predicted model, not a curated record